AUGCUGAACAAGAUCCUAGUGAAUUUCAAGUGUUGCGGUAGCGCGAGCGUAGAUCGAGAUGAUGCCGACGUGCCCGUCGCGCUCGUCGGCCGCGGGCUGAUCCCGACGCAGGACAGCCCCAGACCACCUUCUGGCAGGCGCGAGUCAGCGACCGGUGGGGCUGUCGAAGCCGCAGAUGCGGCCAUCGCUGCCCAGGUCGCGCUGGCUGUCGAAGGUGAGGCGUGGUGGCAGAACUCCACCGCCUCGGACAUGCUGCUUCCGGUGGAUCACGCGGCCGAGACAGCCGCUGAUCUCGUGGCCUCGCUAGGCAAGCGCGGGACCCUGGAGCCCUUCAUGGAGAACGAGCGGUUGAUGGCCGCCCUGUCUGAGAG
Prorocentrum cordatum is the source of this 371-nucleotide messenger RNA. The record is from the annotation of a GenBank genome assembly. NCBI's taxonomy places the organism in Eukaryota, Dinophyceae, Prorocentrales, Prorocentraceae.